GCAAUUACUCAGUUCAAAAUCUCAUUCACUCGUCCUACACUGUCGCUUUUUCGCUCCCGAUACCCACUCAUCAAACUCUUGCAGCCGGCGAACAACUAGCCACAUUGCCACACUGCCACCGCCGAGCGCCGAUCUCACAGCCUCACUGAGUCAUUUUUUUCUCUCUAUUGCUCUCGUCUCCAAUCUCUCAGCCUCUCACCAUCUCCAUCUUGUUCAGGAAGAGGAAAAGAGUUUGGGAAAAGCUGAAGCCUUUCAAAAUCUAAGAACAAGAAGAGAAGGUGAAUCUGUGGGAGAGUGUGGCUAACUGCUGGCUGUAGCUGACUGCUGACUGAGCUAGUAAGAAGUACGAGGAGCUGGGCUUUGAGAUACGAUGAUUGCUGUGCUGGUAUUGAUUCUGGGUGUUUUAUUGGGAGCUUUCAUUUUAAUCCCACAAGUCCAUAAAUCUGGUGGUACAAAAAAAGUUGAGUCAACUGCUAGCAAUAAGAAGGUAUCCAAAAUCUACAGUAAAGCUGACGUCUUGGCGCAUAACAAGAAAACUGAUUGUUGGAUCAUCAUCAAGGACAAGGUUUAUGAUGUUACCUCGUACGUAGAGGAACAUCCAGGUGGUGAUGCCAUCUUAGCACAUGCUGGUGAUGAUUCAACCGAAGGGUUUUAUGGGCCACAGCAUGCAACCCGAGUCUUUGACAUGAUUGAUGACUUUUACAUUGGAGAUUUGGAGAGGUAAUCAGUUACAACCAUUGGUCUGUAAACAAGAAUAAUGUACUUCCAGAAUCUUAUUGUUCUCUUGGGGUUUUUGCCUUAUUGAUGACUUCUACAUUGGAGAUCCAGAGAACCAGAGCGGUAGUUAAUUACAGCCAUUGAUUUGUAAAUUGACGAGGGAAACAACUCUGUUUCAAAACCCCUCCAAUAGCAACACGUCACAUUACCUUUUCACUAGUAUAUAAAAUUCACAUGCCUCACACAA
This is a messenger RNA of Quercus robur (English oak), 964 nucleotides long. RefSeq names its product cytochrome B5-like protein. Gene Ontology annotation, molecular function: heme binding. The record is from RefSeq and is a predicted model, not a curated record. NCBI's taxonomy places the organism in Eukaryota, Viridiplantae, Streptophyta, Magnoliopsida, Fagales, Fagaceae. Gene Ontology annotation, cellular component: intracellular membrane-bounded organelle; membrane. The coding region runs from base 371 to 724 and encodes 117 amino acids. The transcript has 8 exons.